AUGGGGUCGCUGCGCUGGCUGCCGCUGCUCGUGCACCUGCUGCUGCUGCGGCCGCCCGGGGCCCGGCCCGCGGGCCUCAUCCGGGCCUUCGUGGUGCCCCACAGCCACAUGGACGUGGGCUGGGUCUACACGGUCCGGGAAAGCAUGCGGGCAUACGCGGCCAAUGUCUACACCUCCGUGGUGGAGGAGCUGACCCGCGGGGAGCAGCGCAGGUUCAUCGCCGUGGAGCAGGAGUUCUUCCGGCUGUGGUGGGACGGCGUUGCCUCGGACCAGCAGAAACGCCAGGUCCGCGAGCUGCUGGACAAAGGACACCUGGAGUUUGUCCUCGGAGGCCAGGUCAUGCACGACGAGGCAGUGACCCACUAUGAUGACCAGAUCCUACAGCUCACAGAAGGACACGGGUUUCUCUAUGAAACGUUUGGGAUCCGGCCACAGUUCUCCUGGCACGUUGACCCGUUUGGCGCAUCUGCCACGACCCCCACCCUGUUUUCCCUGGCGGGCUUCAAUGCCCACCUCACCUCCCGGAUCGACUACGACCUGAAGGAAGCCAUGCAGGAGGCCCAGGGGCUGCAGUUCGUGUGGCGAGGGUCCCCGUCCCUGUCGGAGCAGCAGGAGAUCUUCACGCACGUCAUGGACCAGUACAGCUACUGCACCCCGUCCCACAUCCCCUUCUCCAACAGGUCGGGGUUUUACUGGAAUGGAGUGGCUGUCUUUCCAGAGCCACCCCCAGAUGGGGUGUACCCCAACAUGAGUGAGCCCGUCACGCCAGCCAACAUCGACCUCUACGCCGAGGCCCUGGUGGCCAAUGUGAAGCAGCGGGCUGCCUGGUUCCGGACACCCCAUGUUCUCUGGCCGUGGGGAUGUGACAAGCAGUUCUUCAACGCCUCGGUGCAGUUCGCCAACAUGGACCCCCUGAUGGACCACAUCAACAGCCGUGCUGCCGAGCUUGGCGUCUCAGUGCAGUAUGCCACGCUGAGCGACUACUUCCACGCCCUGCACGCUGUCAACAUCACCUGGCACGUCCGUGACCACCACGACUUCCUGCCAUAUUCCACAGAACCGUUCCAGGCCUGGACGGGCUUCUACACAUCCCGCAGCACGCUCAAAGGGCUGGCGCGGCGAGCCAGCGCCUUGUUGUAUGCCGGGGAGUCCAUGUUCACACGCUACAUGUGGCCAGCCCCCCAUGGGCCCCUGGACCCGGCCUGGGCCCUGCAGCAGCUGCAGCAGCUCCGCUGGGCUGUCUCUGAGGUCCAGCACCACGACGCCAUCACUGGGACUGAGUCCCCCAAAGUGAGAGACAUGUACGUGGAGCACCUGGCCUCAGGGAUGCUGGGCGUGCGAAAACUGAUGGCCUCCAUCGUCCUGGACAGGCUGCGGCCCAGGGCAGGGGAGUGGCGAGCAGCCCCAGCAGCUGACUCAGGCACAGGGCCUACAGGACAUUUUGUCGUGGUCUACAACCCACUGGCCUGGACAGUCACCACCAUCGUCACCCUGACCGUGGGCCUAGCUGGAGUCAGCGUCACAGAUGAGUCAGGCCACCCUGUGCCUGCACAGAUCCAGAACUCGACGGAAACCCCAUCCGCGUAUGACCUGCAUAUCCUGACCACAAUCCUGGGCCUCAGUUUCCGGCACUACAGCAUCAGGCCCAGCACAGGGGCCCAGGAGGGCACCCAGGAGCCAGCCGCCACCGUGGCCAGCACCCUCCAAUUCGGCCGCAGGCUGAGGAGACACGCCAGCCGUGGGGGCAGGCGCCUGGUGCCCGUGGUGAACGACUGCUACACUGUGCUGCUCGACCAGGACACCAACCUGCUGCACAGCAUCUGGGAGAGACAGAGUAACCGAACAGUGCGCGUGACCCAGGAGUUCCUGGAGUACCAUGUCAACGGUGAUGUGAAACGAGGCCCCAUCUCUGAUAACUACAUGUUUGCGCCCAGCAAGGCUGCAGAGCCUGCAUGGGAAGCUGUGGGAAUGGAGAUCGUGGCCGGACAGCUCGUGACCGAGGUCCGGCAGUACUUCUACAGGAAUGUGACUGCCCGGGAUUACACAUAUGCGAUCUACUCUCGGCUCGCCCACGUGCCACAGGGCUAUGACAGGCAGCUGCUGUGCCAUCGGAUAGAGCAGGAAUACAGGGUGGGCCCCCUGGAGCUAAACCGAGAAGCCAUCCUGAGGACCAGCACCGAUCUAAAGAGCCAGCAGGUCAUCCACUCGGAUGACAAUGGCUACCAGAUGCAGCAGAGGCCAUACCAGGUCUACGUGAACAACAGCAUCGCUCGGAAUUACUAUCCUAUGGUUCAGUCGGCCUUUAUCGAAGACAGCGGAAGCAGGCUUGUGCUGCUGUCGGAGCGGGCACAUGGCAUCUCCAGCCAAGGGAAUGGGCAGAUGGAGGUCAUGCUCCAUCGACGGCUGUGGAACAACUUUGACUGGGACCUGGGCUAUAACCUCACGCUGAACGAUACCUCAGUUGUCCACCCAGUGCUGUGGCUUCUACUGGGGCCCUGGUCGGUCACAGCUGCCCUGCGCCAGAGGAGUGGGCUGGCGCUGCAGCACAGGCCCCUAUUGCUGUUCGGAGAGCUGGCCGGUAAAGGAGAACCUUAUCAGAGGACUGCCCCAAAGCCCCCAGGACCCCAGCAGCAAGAGGCUGUGACGCUGCCCCCAAAUCUUCACCUGCAGAUCCUGAGCAUCCCCGGCUGGAACUACAGCUCGAACCACACCGAACACAUGCAGAAUCUUCAGGAAGGCCAUCAAAGAAAGGCCCAGGCAGACCUCCGCCGUGUCCUGCUGAGGCUCCACCACCUGUAUGAGGCAGGGGAGGACCCAGUCCUGUCUCAGCCGGUGACAGUGAAUCUAGAGGCCAUGCUGCGGGGGCUGGGGUCUGUGGCAGCCGUGGAGGAGCGCUCGCUCACAGGGACCUGGGAUGUGAGCACACUGGACCGCUGGAGCUGGAGGACAAAGACUGGCCACCAGAGAGGCGGCUCCACCUCUCCCUCGAGGCUGCCGGGAGGCCCCACCGUCACCAUCCACCCGCAGGAAAUCCGGACGUUCUUCAUUCACUUCUCACAGCAGUGAGCCCUCGUGCAGGCCGCUGCCUCCGGGGACACCACGUCAGGGGACAGACCCAGGACACAGAAGAGCAACGUGGAUGGGCCAAGGGGGAAUAAGCUGCUCAUCUGGCAGUCUAAUGUCAGG
Messenger RNA from Cynocephalus volans (Philippine flying lemur), 3186 nucleotides. It is a transcript of the gene MAN2B2, whose product is annotated as mannosidase alpha class 2B member 2. Gene Ontology annotation, cellular component: lysosome. Gene Ontology annotation, biological process: mannose metabolic process. Lineage: Eukaryota; Metazoa; Chordata; Mammalia; Dermoptera; Cynocephalidae. The coding region runs from base 1 to 3066 and encodes 1021 amino acids. The record is from RefSeq and is a predicted model, not a curated record. The transcript has 19 exons. Gene Ontology annotation, molecular function: alpha-mannosidase activity; carbohydrate binding.